AUGCACAACGUGCUUAGUGAUGCAAAGUCGGCCAGUAAACCAGCCCUCGACCUCACCAGCCGCUCGUUUCACGCGAAGAAAUUCCUUAAAGAGGUAGUUGGAGGAGUAUCACAUAGCGGGUUUGAGGAUAAAAUCGUCGGCGAGAUCGGCAAUGCAGUGGAGGAAACUGACGAAGCACUGAAGCAUCUAAUUCGGGAUAAUUUGGAAGUUUUCAUCAACUCCAAGGAUGCGAUGACAGCUGUGUACUCUAGAGACCGGAGGCUGUUCACCGGCGAGGCACUGAACGACAUCUCUGCAGCGUUCAAAUUGGCAUUGGAUAGUUGCUCCAAUCUAGUGAAGCCAACAAUAGAUUCAUUUUUAAGUGUUCGACAUAGUCGCAAGAUGCAGGAAAUUCUUGAGAAACUGUUUAGCGUGCUGAGUAUUCCUGGUGUAUUGUAUGAAUGCUGCGGAGUGCGUGUGGCGCGCCGCAAAACUCAUUCAGAUCCUUGGGAGCUCAAUGACCUCGAUGCCGAAAAUCACGAUAAAAAAAAUGCACUACAUAGUGAAGUCCAAGAGCGUAAGUUGGAAAUUAACAAUGCUACCUCGGUCGCCUCAAGUAACUCUAGCGAUACUAGGGUAGAUGGUUCUCCAAAUACACGGGGUGCGCUAGAGGAAUUCGUGAACCAGGCAUACAACACCGCUGUUGAUGAGUAUGAAGUUCAUUCCGAUCAGGAAAUUUUUUACUGGUAUGGAACUCCGCUGCUGCGCUUCAAGGAUACGAAUAUGCAACGGCGACACGUCGAGACAGUAAGCAAUUAUAGCGGUGCCAUGCUUAGUCUGCGUCGCGCGAUGCUCUACAUUGAGGAAAAUUACAAUCUAGAGGACGGGACCCCAUUGGCAGCGGAUAUAGCGUCAGGUCCUGAAUUUUUGUCCAAUGGUCAUACAUCCGUAGCCAAUGGUGGUAGUGAAAUAGAUAAUACAGGGUGCAAGAGAUCGAACGGGGCGGGACGGACAUCCUUCACGUAUCAUUUUGGAGUGUCCCUACUGCGGGCGAUGCUCUACCUUGAGGACCAGCUCGCCGAGGAACUUAAGUACGCAAACGCGAUGGAUGUCGUGUUGAUCGAAGACACCCUUUCGAUGAUGAUGGAGGUAGCCAUCGAAAGCGUCAAACUGCACCAUUUCUGCUUUGUCACACGAAACACUUUACUUGGUGGGAAUGCGCAUGUCCUUGUUGGCCUGCAUGAGAAGGUCGCAGAAGGAACUGCUGCAGCUGUAGCCGCUGAUUCAUAUACUCCGAAGGAGGGCCGAAGCCGAGUUUCCCUUACGAGAGUCGCGAGCCACUACUCUGACUCCGACACUGAACACGGUGAAACGGCGAGUAACCAUCCUGCUUUUUCAGAGGGAACCACCUAUCGUGGCGUGGGAAACAUGAAGCGGGAGAUGAUGCACCCUGCACAAUACCUUAUAAGCAUUGUCUGCGACCAAAACACGCGUCUUUCAUAUGCCAGCGCAGCGGCUCUUUUGAGUGAGGCAACGGAGUGGCUCAAUAAGCUUUACUCCACCCCUGCCAUGCCUGGUGUCCAGCAGCAAGACUUCCGUAAUUCCGCCGAAUAUGGUGAUGCCACCCGGGGAUCUGUGCCGCGCUCUGGAGGGAAGACUCCUGCCAGGUUGGCCGAUUCUUUCCUUGACAAUCCGAACCUUUAUUCAGAUGAUCAUCUCGCGUUUAGCGAAGCCAGUACAGAUUCAGAUCCUGAAGAUGAGAUAAACAUAGCCUCGGCUACUCCUUGGGGCGGAACUGAUUGGAUCCGACACUCGGAUGCCGAGGCCAUCCUCAGGGCCUUUCACACUCCGGAGGUGAACUUUGAGACCUAUACCACCUUCACUUUCGGUGGCAUGAAUAUGGGUAACGUCCUGGAGAGUAGCUGUGUGCAAAUGAUUCUACACAGUAAUGCCAUCCUACAGCAGCUUGGCGACUGCGCGAACAGUGAGGCUGAUACCAUGGCACAAGUGUCAUUGCUGAAGUCUUUUGCCACACGCAUGUCCGAGGCGUGCAUCUCAAAUGUAGAGCAAGCUAUAGUUUCCUUCUGGACUGGCAUUGCCUCGAGUAUCCGGGCGGGUAUUUUUGACUUUCACCCGGACGCGAGCAUGCCGCUUCAUCGUAUGCUGCAGGACCUUCUGAUCUCGAAAAGGACCCUCGGCAUUCCCGCAGAUGGGCCCUCAUCAAUCGAUCUGUCGGCUCGAGUCUCAACUGUUUCCAGCUUCUCAGGAGCAGUUAACACCGAGUCAAAACCAGCACUCAAUACGUCACUGCCGUUCGCCGUCGAUGCGCUUGAGCCCCAUAGCGACCAAUACAGUCCACGCAUGUUUGAUGCCCUUCCGCAGAUUCGCUACGUGCCAGUGCUGCCUGAGUUCUUGCAUGUUCGCGAUGGGGUUGAGGGGGGUGGAAGUGGUGGGGUCGUGGCACGAAAUUCAAAGGAGUCGGUGUCCACGCCGUACAGUGGUGUUACGCUGCGUGACUUGUCUUCGCAGGCUGUCCUCCAUAUGGUACGAACCGCACGGGAUACUCUUUACUCCCUGCUUCUCUCCUUUGUGAACUGCUCUGUGGUGAACGCCUUUGUACGCACGAUGUCACGGUAUACGUUGGGUGACCUCGCAGCACAUGCCCAUGAUGAACGUAUCGAGCUUCACGCCGCAGUGCUUGUUGAGGUCAUCCUUGGCCAAUGGGAGCGCAUGAUGGCGGUGGUAGAUCAGUCUGUGUGGCGCAUCAAACUUGUGAUCGGGGGGUCGUCCUCCACCAACGCUGUCUAUGCUGAGCAACAGGUAAAUGACGUUAGCGAGCUUUUGGCAGCGAUUGAAAAGCUGAGGAGUGACUGCUUUAACUCCUAUUUACACGGCAUUGGUGUUCUCUCGAAAGCUUACGUAUCUUUAUUGCCCAUGCUAAGCCCUUCCGGCAUCAACACCGCCUCGCUGGAGUACCGUGUCCGGGCUCGCUUGAGUCGCGAAUUUGUUUCCUCAUUCUACCCCAACAAAUUUCUUAACCUCCUUUCCGUUGUGAUGGACCGUACUAUACCAUUUAUCCAGCGUCACAUUAAGGUCAAUGACGAUGCGGGUCUCUUGAAGGCCAAGGCUGUGGACCCGGAGACGCUGCAGGGUGAGGUUGAAGAUGGAGAACCAAUCUCCCGUUCAGGGCCCCGGCAGCGUCGGCGCGUACUUCGACAGGAUCGCGACGGCUUGCCGAACGGAGACUCUGGUGUAGCGUUGAGCGGCCCUGAGGGCACCAAUUCCAGCAAUAGCGCUGCUGUCUUGGCAAAUAAGGCGACACUGAGAGCAGCUGACGCCCACGUAAAAUUAGUGUUGGUACACAUUGAUGCACACGAGGAGAUGAUGCAGGCGCUUGUGGCAAACCUCCUCUUAUCUUUUGUUGACAUGCUGCACAACCGAUGUCGUGCUAUCAGCGUCAACCUACACGUAGAGCUCGAGGAGAGGGAGGGCAACAUUAUGGAAUGCGUAGCGGAUGCGCUCUGUACAGCCACCACAGUAUCCUCAAUCGUGCUAGAUCAUAUGUUGACGCCCUGCCUCUUUAGUCUCAUGGCCAACCUCCACUCAACUAACCCAACAGAAGUCACUCCGAUAACAAAGCAGCGGCAAGAUGUGUUUCGACAGAAGUACUUGUCACGUGUGGGCGAGCACUGUCAGCUGGCUGUGGACGCUAUGCUCCGCAUGUAUAUCGCGAUACCUCAGCAGCAUAUCACGCAUGAGAUUCGCUCUCGAGGUUUCAUGAGCCCCCUCUUCGAUUGGCAGCGUAUCUCAUCUCAAAUGGGGAUGGCUGUGCGACCAUAUAUUGCUAAGUGCAUUGUGUACGUUGCCAGGGCUCACGAAACGCUUGACUGCAUCCACCAACCAACCCUUGGUGCUGCGGUGAUGCAACGUCUGGUUGCGCAUCUUUCCAUGGCCUUUGUGACGGCGGUGAGCGCCGAUGUGAAUGCGUUCGAGAUGUCGCUCGAGUGCAGCCCAGCCUUUCUUGAUCACGCGGUGCUGCUUAUCGAGGCAGAGGCUCUUACCAUCCUGGAACUGGUCCACGCAAUGGCUAACAACGUGAAGUCCGCGAACACCGCGAGAGGGGUCGUCCUGCCGGAGCUCCUACAGGCUCGCAACUGCUUACAGGGGCUUGUGCGAUCCCUUGAGGACCUCUGUGCUGCGCGUGCUGCUGCCUUAAAAACAGGUAGCUUGGCCGUUAGUGCCCCUACACAGCACGGCAAAGGUGAGGCUCCUCUGAAUGAGCGUGAACGUCAUGCACGGCGUGACGAGAUGGUGGCUACAGCCAUGGCGCACCUCAAGUACAUGGUCGACGCCAUUAACUCCCAUCUAAUGGAGACCUCUGCCCUCGGGGGUGCGCCAACUCAGUCCGUCAGCAACGAGGCAACACAGAGCAUCGCCGAUCGUCUCGCAAGGCGGCGAGAAGGCUAUGAAGUACGUCGCAUCGCUGAGGCCAUGCCUGGACUUCAUCAGAUGUCCGCAAAGCGUAAGAAAGUGUCUCGAAAAGACGGGGGCGCGACAGCGCCCUUGGCACCAAAGGAAGAAUCGCGUUCACAUAGCGUACCGCCGCUAGCCCAGGAGAAUGAAACCGACAAGAUCGCCGCUGUCGCACUCUACCAGAUCGCUGUCGAACAAAACGAAAGGAAACCCGUUAAGACGAUGCACCGAGACAAGAAACCCACGCGUGUAACGGUUGUGAAGGCUGAAAACCCCCAGCAGACACCAUUAGUAGUCGAUCCUCAAUUAAAGGGUAGCAAUGAUGUCAAUACUGCUGUCCCUGAGGCGUCACCUACCGCUCACCGUCACUAUGAGCGACGCAUGCACAACUUUAAAAGGUCUAAUGCUCUGUGA
Phytomonas sp. EM1 is the source of this 4866-nucleotide messenger RNA. NCBI's taxonomy places the organism in Eukaryota, Euglenozoa, Kinetoplastea, Trypanosomatida, Trypanosomatidae. The record is from the annotation of a GenBank genome assembly.